Molecule: messenger RNA, 1440 nt
Organism: Daucus carota subsp. sativus
Lineage: Eukaryota; Viridiplantae; Streptophyta; Magnoliopsida; Apiales; Apiaceae
Product: two-component response regulator ORR22-like
Exons: 5
Coding region: 1-1440 (479 amino acids)
Biological process (GO): phosphorelay signal transduction system; cytokinin-activated signaling pathway
Source: RefSeq, a predicted model, not a curated record
AUGACCAUGAAUACUGUUAGUACUCCAUUUGUGAAAGAUAUAAGUUUCGUUCAAUGUGUUCACAUUUUGUUGGUAGUUCAUAACGUAUCUUUACUCAUGUCGCUUGAAUCUCGAUUUAAGGAACAAGAAUAUCAAGUGACAACUGAAGAAUCAGCAUGUAGUGCACUGGCGAGGCUGAAGAAAAGAAAAAGUUGUCACAAUAUUGUAAUUGCUGACAUUGACAUGCCGGAAAUGGAAAUUUUUGAGUUCGUGCGGAAAGUUCGCCAUGAAUGCACGAGCAUUCCAGUCAUUUUAAUUGCUGGGGAUGUAACAAUGGAAUUCGUGAGUGAAGCUUUUAACAAUGGAGUGUGCUACUUGUUUUCGAAAUCACCAAGCAAUAUUGAUAUCAGAAAUACAUGGCAACAUGUCUAUAGGGAGACAGGCAAAUUACCUGCUUUAACUGACAAUACUAGUCCUAUUGAUGAAGAAAAAUAUUUCAAUCAAAGUAAUGACAUUAAUCGCUGUGAUUCCGCAAUAAAACCAAAUCCAGGAAAUUCAAAGAGAAAAAUGAUAAUUACUGUUGAAGAAAAUAAAACUAUUGAGGAUGAUGUUGGAAACCAUAAGAAGUCACGCAUGACUUUGUCAACUUCUCUUCACUCGAAGUUCUUGGAUGCAAGUAACAUUCUCUGUAAACAAGAAGCAGGUGCAGGUCUGAAUUCAAUUUUGGGGAGGAUGAAGGAGUCGGGAACAUAUAGCCAACUUUCUGGAAAGCUACAGGGAUAUGGAGGUCCUAUAAAAGUCGGUACCAAUUCACAGGUAAUAGCUCCUGCAUUUAUAUCAAAGCCUCCGAUUCGGCUAAAUGCUUCACAUUUUGUGUGCUAUAAAAUGGAAGAGGUAAAACGAAAGCUAGAGGCAAUGAGCUACAACGUCCAUAAUACUAUAAAAGAAAAUAUCAAAGAUGACCAAGCAGCACAUGUUGGGAAACAAUCUCCACUAUUUCCUCACGAUUUUGCUCACAUGACCAUGAAAGGUGGUCAAGAUACGAGGAAUUGUUUUCAAGCUAAAAUUGUUGAACCAGUUGGUGUUCAAGCAGAUGACGGAAAUGGAGGGAAAACAAGUGAGGGGACGGACCAAAAUUAUAUCAGCAAAGAACAUACUUUAUUGGGUCCUCAUAAUUUUAGUGAUGGGAUAAUGCAGGCAAGUGGUCAACUGAAUACAGGCGUACGGGAUCUGAACCAAGAGCCUACAAGUGAUCUUGGAAUGGGGAUUGUUGGUUCUAAAAGUGUAGGUAAUCAGGAAAGUGUGAACCAUGUAAACUUUGAAGAAGGCACUAGUGUGCAGGGGAUGCUUGGUUUUAAAAAUGUAGGUAAGCCAACAAGUGCGAACCAUGUAAACUUUGGAGAAGGAACUAGUGAUGCACAUCACAAGUUUUCUGAAGUGUUCGAGGAUGAUGGUCUUUAA